AUGGCAAACAAGAUUCCGGUGAGAUUUAAGAGGGUGGCGGCGGCGUUUGAGGAGGAGGUGGCGCGUGCGAGAUUCUCGGAAAGUAGUGGGAGCGAGCACUCGCCGGAGGAGGAAGAGUUGAUGAAUCUCUCCGACUUGGUGGAUUCUUUUAUGGAGAGGGAAUAUGGAAAAGAAGAACCUGAAAGGAAUGUUGAAGAUGAAUUGGAGAUUUGUGAUUCCUAUUUGGAAAUGAAGGAGGAACUUGAGAAGUUAUUGGGAUAUAAUGAAGAAGAUGAUGAAAUGAAGAAAAAUAUUAGGGCAGAGGUUGAAAGGGUUUAUGGUGAUUGUUUUAAAGAAGAAGAGAAACGUGGGUUGAUGAUCAAAUUGCGUCAUAGUGGAUUUGAUGCAGGUCUAUGCAAAUCGAAAUGGGAAAAAACUGGGAAAUACCCAUCAGGAUCAUACGAAUACAUAGACAUAAAAGAAUCGAACAAUGAUCGUGAACAACGUUACAUAAUAGAAAUCAAUCUUGUGAACGAAUUCGCGAUAGCCCGUCCAACGAAAUUCUAUAGUUCGUUAUUGGAUCUAUUUCCUUCUAUAUUCGUGGGAAAGGCGGAAGAUUUGAAGAAGAUUGUUAGAUUGAUGUUUAAAGGAAUGAAGGAUUCUUUGAACAAAAUGGAUAUGUCAAUGCCACCUUGGCGAAGACAUGGCUAUCAACAAGCCAAGUGGUUCAGUGGGUUCAGACGAACCGUGAAUGAGUUUCCGAUAGAAAGUGGAUCGGAUUCGACCGUGGCAUUGAAGAGGAGAUGGGUCGGGUUUGAACCGGUGGAUUUUGUUUCGUCGGGUUGUAAUUGUAAGAAGAAUUUGAGUCGGGGCAGAGUCGGGUUGUUGGCUUUGGCUCUUAAUAGUUAGCCCUUUGAAAAUAUUAAUAAGCAUGUUAUUAUAAAAUUGU
Molecule: messenger RNA, 928 nt
Organism: Impatiens glandulifera
Lineage: Eukaryota; Viridiplantae; Streptophyta; Magnoliopsida; Ericales; Balsaminaceae
Exons: 2
Coding region: 1-888 (295 amino acids)
Source: RefSeq, a predicted model, not a curated record